AUGGCAGCACCAAUCGCUUCAAUGUCGACAGCCGCAGCGCCGCCCUCGCAUCUGAACGGUGCCGGCGCAGUGUCUGCAGAGGUGCUUCGAGAGGCCGAGUUCCUCCAGAAGAUUUUGCAGAUACGCGAUGAAGUGCUUGCUAGCAAACACCCGCGUAUUCAUCUUCCACCCAAAGUAAUUGAACAGGUUGCACCGCGUCUUCCGCAGACUGCUUCUAGCAGACCCACGACCAACGGCACAUCCAACGCAUCUUCGUCGCAGCUGUUUCCUCCGCGUCCAGCAUCCUCCACACGGCCUCCCACAUCUCCUAUACCCCCUACACAGCGACCAUACUCGGCCAAGUCUUCCUCUUCGAGCAUCGAUCCCAUCUUGCUCACAAAAUCCGAACACCUGGUCAAGGCAGAGCAGCAGCUGAAGCGGCAACAGAUAGAGCGCGCCCUGAAGGAUCAGUUCGAUAAAAAGGGUCGUGGCACCGAUGCAGACGAGCGAGAAGCUCUCAUCGAUGUCGAGCAGUGUUUGAUCAAGGCUCACCAGCUGGUUCCGCCUGUGUCUGGCUUACCGUCUCUGACUAACAACAGCGAUGACGUUGAGUCAUUUGACGAGAAUUCGUACUACUCUAGCAAGGCGAACAGUUGGUCCUCAGAGGAUGUUGAUCACGCUGACCACGCCCAUGCUGAUGUAGCUCCACUGACUUCACAGGCGCAGCCAGCAGCCCAGCAUGUGAAUGUCCACUCUCGCCCGGCUAAGCCUACUGUGAUCGAUCUCGACGAAGAGGCCUAUGAGCCGGCCGAUGACAUAGAAAUCUAUGAACCCGAGCCUGCACAACUGCAUGAGGAUGGUGAAGAAGAGGAAGACUACUCUCCGCCUCCAGCCGAGAUCGGCCCAAGCGAGCCUCUUAGGGGUCGGCAGCGCAACCGCCAUGGGGGUACGAAUGGAUCACGCCGUGAAAGCCCGAACGGUCCUGCAGCACCAGUUCAAAACCCUCGCAAGCGGAGAAGAGAAGAGAAGCGCGAGCGCGACGAGAAGAAGCGCCAACAACAGCAACAGGCUAGCAAACGUGUCGCCAACUCGCCCGAGCCGUACAUCAAAGAAGAGCCGCAGUCACCUCCUCCUUUCGCUACAUACCCCGAUUCGCAGCCCAGUAAACGACGUGCGCUGCAGCCUCAUCCCGAUGAAAUAGAGCUUGUAUCCGCGCAGAACAGUCCCAGGUUGCAACCUAUGUAUUAUCGUGAUCCGGAACCUCUCACACGAUCUUACCGCGAGUACGAUGAGCCUUCGUCUCCAACUGUCAUACACACACCACAACGUAAAUCUCUACGUGAUGAACAAGAUCUCAGGCGGGUUGCAAGUCUUCAAUAUGCACGACGACCUUACUCGCCAGGUGGUGGUGGCAAUGAGUUGUACGCAGCACCCGAGCCUCGCCAGAUUCGCGCAGCAUCUCACGCCUUCGUCGAUCGUACUGAGGCACCGAUGUACCGAGAAGCGUCAGCUCGCCCAUCAGCCGCACCCAGAUACAUACGCGAACGUUCACGAUCACCUAUCCAUGAAUACAUGCCAUCCCAGCAGCUCAUGGCUCCACCGCCACGCCGUAUUGUCGUAGAUCAGUUUGGAAACAAAUACUACGCAGCACCAGUGGAUGCGCGAGAGUCGAUGGCGCCACCUAGCAGACGAGUGGAGGUUGAGCCAUACUAUGAGCGGGCUGUAACGCGGGAGCCAACAAUGCGUGCACCCGCACGUGCAGAGUUGUAUGAAGAGGACGCUGUUCAGAGGAUGCCUCCACCGCCUCGACGCUACGUUGAGGCAUCAGAGUCUGAGAUGAUUGAGAGUCCGUAUCGGCAACGGGAGCCAUCCCGGCGUCCUGUAGAGGUGGAAUACAGGCCUGCGCCACAAUAUGAAGAGAUGGGCCCGCCACGAGAGUACGCGUCUGCACGAUCGUACAGUAUGCGCCCGGAGGUUGUUCGACGAGAAGUGCCUGAAGGUUAUGUUCGCCAUGAGAGCAUACAGCCAUCUGCGGUUCGCGCCUCACAGCCUCGGUUCCGUGAGGCCCGUCACGGCUGGGAGAAAAUGGCACCGUCCACUGCCUUUUCCUUCUCGAGGUCCAACCACGAAAUGCCCGUCACAGCUCCGAUCAAGCGUCCCUCGACGGCGACGUCACAGCCUCCCGUCAUACCGCCCGGCACCCAGGUCAAUCUGUCCUUCAACGUGCCCUUUUCUUCCAACCUCGCCGGACCCGACCCGGACGACAUCAUGUGGGCAAGCCCGGGGGCGAAGGCGCGGUGGACUCACCCGGAAGGCACGGCAGAUGCUACCCCGACACACAAGCUGCCUGUCCACGCCCAGAAUGUCGACAACCUGCGGAACCUGUGUCGAGAAGUGAGCGAGCAGACUGAGGGACGUGUCUCGGCCAACGUCACGUCGGCCGAGUCGAAGCCGCUACCCGGCCUGCAGCGGGGCCCGUUGCGGGCGCUCGUCACCAACGUGUGCCUGUCUGGCGAGCUGGAAAUAGUCAACUCGAUGCGCUGCCGCAUCUUGAACUCGACGCCCAUCUCUCUGCGAUCGUCCUUUGUCGAUAUUGACUCGCAGCUCAUCAUCGACCCGCCCUCGCAGAACGUCAAGGGUGCCGUGCUUCAACAGCUCGACAUGAUUUCAAAGGCCACCAAGGCUGACAUCUUCCUGCUGAUGCCCAAGCAGCCCGACAUCGAGACGGCGAGCUUCCAUGGCAACAUCGACACAGGCAUGGACCCGCGUCUGCGCUGUGCCAUCUACGGCGAUCUCGAGACCAUGGAGCAUGCAAAAACGCGUGUGCUGAUUAUGAUCGACCAGAUUCUCAAGCGGACCGUCGAUACCAUGAAGCUAGAGCUGACUAUGCAUACGUUGAUAUGCGGACGUGGGCGCAAGAAUAUCAAGAUGAUCGAGUCUGCCACAGGCACAGCCAUCUACUUUCCCCCACCCUUCCCUCGCCUGUUUGGCUACACACCACCGGGUGCUCAGCGAAGGCCUGAUGACCUAGUAUACAUUACGGGUGAGAACUCGGAAAAUAUACUGCGCGCCAAGCAACGUCUGCACGAUCUUGUCAUGUCCACCAAGGUCUUUGUGAAGCCUGUCAUGGUCACUGACACCAAGCUUGACGCCAUCUUGUUGGAGCGUCUGGACAAGGUGCGCAAGAUUAUUGAGAACAACGGCUCGUACAUCCUACUGCCCCCUCUUGGCGUUCAGCGUGGUGUUGUGCGUGUCCAGGGCACUGACGUCUUGCAUGUCGAGCGUACUGUGCGCGAACUGAUGCAGCUUGCCGGCCAAUUCUACAGUGCUUCGUGGUUCAUUACCCAUCCCGACCCUACGCAGCGACCACCUACACCCGCCGAUGUUCGUGCUAUGCUCUCCGAUAUCUGCAUCAACUCCGGCGCCGAAGUCAGCUUUGAGAAGCUAAACUUCCACAUCUAUGGAUCUGACGAUGCUGUUAGAGCUGCACUGAUGGUCAUCAGCAACAUCCCAUUCGUGAAGAAAUCUCAGUACAACAUGAGCGUCAAGAUCGAGCUCGCAAACGAGCACAAGGAAUUCGUCAGUGGUAAGAAGAACGGCAAGAUCAACAAGAUCAUGAGCCACAGCAGUGUUCAGAUCGUCUUCGAUGGCUUCAACGAGUACAACUUCUACAUCGUAGUCCGCGGUGCUCAGUACGAGGCCACAAAAAACGGUCUAGAUCUUGUCGAACAGGAGAUGCCUGCUUCUAUCUCCUUCCAUGUUCCUGACCAGUACCAUAAGCGUAUUAUCGGUAUCGGCGGUCAGCACAUCCAGCGCAUCAUGAAGAAGUACUCUGUCUUCGUGAAGUUCUCGAACGCCAUGGACCGCGGCGGCUUCGGUAAAGAGGAGGACGACAUCAAGGUGGAUAAUGUCAUCUGUCGUACUCCUGCGCGCAAUGCUCAGAAUCUUGACUUGGUCAAGCAAGAGAUCAUGGACAUGGUUGAAAAGGCUGAUGCCGAGUUCGUCUCUGAGACUAUCAACAUCAACCGCCUAUACCAUCGAGAACUUAUUGCUCGUUUGGACAAGAUCGACGAGUUGGAGAAGAAGUUCAACUGCAAAAUCACCUUCCCCAGCACUGAGGAAGCUAGCGACAUUGUUACGGUGUCCGGUCCUGAAUAUCAGGUGCCAUUCGCAGUCGACGAGUUUUUGGGUAUGGUUCCGGAAUCCCACGAUCUUGCCUUCCCUUCUACCACCGAACUCAGCGAGUACCUCCGCUCUGCCGAAUUCAAGGCCGAUAUUCUCGACAAGCUCAAGACCCAGCACGAGGUCGAUGCUCAGCUUCAGCAAGCGCAGACGGAAACUACCGAUGGCAAAGAAGAGCAGAUCGAAGCCUUCCACAUUGUCUUCACCCGAAACAAUGCUGGCGGAUUGAAGGACGCCAUCGACUUUCUUCUCAACAAUCUAGUCAUGCAUGGGCUUGAUACUAACACCGUCCGUGGAGCUCUCCCACGUCCCAAGUCUGACUCAUUCGAAGACUCCUUGCCCUUCUUCGAAUCUAAGCUGCUCCAGCGUGCGGAGCCGGCUGUUGAGAGCACCGAUUCGCCGACUCGCUCUCACUUUGGUGACGAUGAGCCUCGCGGUAUGCUCGACCGCCUUCGCAAACCAGGUAGCAUGUCGUCCUUUACGUCCAUCUUCAACGGACGUAAGAACACCAACUCACCCGGUUCGCUCUUCAAGCAUGCGUCUAGCAACGCUUCGAAGGCAUCCCUUGCCAGCCUUGAAUCCACCGGUAGCUACCGCAACCCGUGGAAUGACAGCGGCAUUAACCUCGCGGACGACGAGCACCACAACAACGGCUGGCCUAUGCCAGCCCCUCGUUUUGAGUCCAAGUUUCCUUUUGGUUCCUCUUCCGCGGCGCCUGGGGAUGUGACCCCUAGGUACGACCCGCGGGGCUCCGUGGACAGCGGGCGCCCCAGUACUUCUCAUUCUGCAUCUGGAUACCCGGCCCCUAUUGGGCCUCCUCGUUAA
This is a messenger RNA of Alternaria burnsii, 4986 nucleotides long. Its product is annotated as kh domain-containing protein. NCBI's taxonomy places the organism in Eukaryota, Fungi, Ascomycota, Dothideomycetes, Pleosporales, Pleosporaceae. Gene Ontology annotation, biological process: nuclear division. Bases 1 to 4986 code for a protein of 1661 amino acids. Gene Ontology annotation, cellular component: cytoplasm; nucleus. The transcript has 6 exons. Gene Ontology annotation, molecular function: mRNA binding. The record is from RefSeq and is a predicted model, not a curated record.